CCCUGCUAACGACUGCCUCCAUUUCCAUUUCAAUUGCUGCAACCGCAAAACCUCCUUCCGCCAUUUCUAUUUCUUCAUUUUCUUUCUUCUCCAUUGAAGAACGUUCAGAGCAAUCCAUGGGAGGAAGAGGAAGAAGUCGUACUCAGAGAAAACAUUUUAAGCAAAGCCGUGAUAAUGUCUGGAAACACGGCUCUAAUUCAGAUGCUUCUUCUGCUGUCGACGUCGAUAACUCCGCCGACAUUCAAACCACAAAAAAAGAUAGCUGGGAGCCUUUGAAAACUCAGAACGCUGCUUUUGAAGAUUAUUACAAGGAGCAAGAGAUUGUGGCGCCGGAAGAAUGGGAUACCUUUAUUGAAUUUCUACGGAAACAGUUGCCUGCUGCUUUUCGAAUCAAUUCCAGUAGCCAGUUCUGUUUGGACAUUCGUUCACAAUUGGAGGAUGGCUUUGUAAAAUCUCUUCAGUCUGAGUUUACAGGGGAUGAAACAGAAGCUCUUCGGCCAUUGCCUUGGUAUCCAGAGAACUUAGCAUGGCAUUCGAACUUUUCUCGUAAACAGUUGAGGAAAACCCAGACACUAGAGAGGUUCCAUGAGUUUCUUAAGCUAGCUCAUGAAAUAGGAAACAUAACACGACAAGAGGCUGUCAGCAUGGUGCCUCCCCUUUUCCUGGAUGUGCAUCCAGACCAUUUUGUUCUUGACAUGUGUGCAGCACCAGGUUCGAAAACAUUUCAGUUACUUGAGAUUAUUCACCGUGCAAACGAGCCAGGAUCCUUACCAAGUGGAAUGGUUUUUGAUUAUUCUGUUGUUGCAAAUGAUGUUGAUGUUCAAAGAAGCAAUCUUCUCAUUCACCAAACAAAAAGGAUGUGCACUGCCAAUUUGAUGGUUACUAAUCAUGAAGCACAAGAUUUCCCUGGAUGCCGUCUCAGCAAAUUUCUGCAUAAGUGUUCUGAUCUAUCUGCCAAAGGGCUGAUAAUAGAUCAGCUUCUCUUUGAUCGUGUUCUUUGUGAUGUACCUUGCAGUGGUGAUGGUACACUCCGGAAGGCUCCUGACAUUUGGAGAAAAUGGAAUGCAGGAAUGGGCAAUGGCCUUCAUGGUCUGCAGCUUAAGAUAGCUAUGCGAGGUAUAGCUUUGCUUAAGGUAGGGGGAAGAAUGGUUUACUCCACAUGUUCGAUGAACCCAGUGGAAAACGAGGCUGUGGUUGCAGAGAUCCUGCGAAGGUGUGGGGACUCAAUUGAGCUUCUUGAUGUCUCAAGUCACCUUCCUCAGUUAGUUCGUCGUCCCGGUCUUAAGAAAUGGAAGGUCCGAGACAAAGGCGUUUGGCUAUCCUCAUACAAGGAUGUUCCUGAACAUCGUAGACCUGGUAUCCUUUCCAGCAUGUUUCCAUCUGGGAGAAAUAUUGUUGAUUCAUCUCAAAAACAUGAUGGACAUGGAGCUGCAGAAGGAGAGGACGGUGAGGGUAAUAUGGAUGCUGAAUGUAUCGCUGAGCCAGCGAUGAAUGAUGAUGCAUCACUUCCUGAAAUUAAUGAUGAAGUCUCUAGUUUUCCACUGGAACGCUGUAUGAGAAUUGUGCCUCACGAUCAGAACACCGGAGCCUUUUUUAUUGCCGUCUUCCUAAAGUGUUCUCCAUUUCCAGUUAUAGAGAAAACCGGAGGUGCAGAUGGUCAAAUGAUUCAUAAAAAGGAAGAUCUUUCUAAAGCGGCUAAGGAAAAUGCAAGCAAUUUAGACGAAGGUGAAGCCAUUUCAGCAGGUGAUACAGAAACAGAUGCUGGUUCUUUGGACAAUGAGACCAGCAAAACACUGGAAGAUGACGGUUCAGAGGAUCAACAAGGAACUGGCAGUGAGAUAGCUGUUUCAGAAAAGGUAGGGGUAAAGAGGAAGCUACAGAACCAAGGAAAAUGGAAAGGCAUUGACCCUGUGAUUUUAUUCAAUGACGAAGCUGUAAUCAGCAGUAUUAAAGCAUUCUAUGGAAUAAACGACUCAUUCCCCUUGCAUGGUCAUCUUGUCUCAAGAAACAGUGAUACUAACAGUGUGAAGAGGAUCUACUAUGUAUCUAAAUCCGUUAAAGAUGUGCUGGAACUGAAUCUUCUUGUUGGGCAGCAACUUAAGAUAGCUUCUGUUGGCUUAAAGAUGUUUGAACGACAGACAUCUAAGGAUGGCACAUCCACGUCAUGUAGAUUUCGUAUAUCAUCUGAAGGAUUGCCUUUGCUGCUCCCAUACUUAACCAAGCAAGUACUCCUUGCACCCCUUGUUGAUUUCAAACACCUCUUACAAUACAAAUCAAUCAAAUUUGGCGAUUUGGUUGAUACCGAUUUAAAAGAGAAGACAUCAGCAAUAGAAUUGGGAUGUUGUGUUGUAGUUUUAAAAGAAGCUCACACGUUGUCAUCUGUUGCUAUCCAAGUUGAUUCGUCCACAAUAGCAAUUGGCUGUUGGAAGGGAAGGUCUAAUUUAAAUGUGAUGGUCACAUCGCUUGACUGUACAGAUCUGCUUGAAAGACUUGAGAAGCGCAUGGAAGCUCGUUCCGCUCAGACGUCUGAAGUCCAAAAUGUUGGGGCGAAAGUAGAUUCCAACUUGAAUGACACUGACGUAAACGAAGAAGGCAAAAAUGAUGUUGAGAUGAAGGAAGAAACAACUGUUGACAUGGUUGCGUCAUAGGUGACUGAUAUCUUCGCAUUGUCUUUCUUCCCAUAUCGCUCUUUUUGUUAUUUGUUAGAGACGAGGGGAUUACAAUUUUGUGAUGUUGUAUUGUGAUAUGCAUACAGAAUUAGUUCUACAUUGCUAGAUUUUAUAAUGUUAUUAUUUUGAACUUGGUAGCCAAUAUAAUCAGGUAUUGGAGACAUAGGAGUUCAUGAGCGAGGUGACCAAAGACUUGAGAUCUUGUUGUGUCGAUCUCUGCUUUGCUUGUUAUGUCGGAUAAAAGUUCCUCGUCAUAAUGAUAAAGUUCAUCUGGUUUUUAUUAGUGCUCUGGUCAUUGUUGCAAUUAGUGUUCAUCAAUUGAUCUUAAUUGUCAUACUUCCUCCGGAUUUAGUUGCUACAGCUCCUGUAGCAACUAUUGUUCAUCAACUGAUCUUGUUUGGUAUCUAUUUCUUCAUGUAUAAUGUAAAAUAUAGUCAAGUGGUA
Molecule: messenger RNA, 3113 nt
Organism: Amaranthus tricolor (Joseph's coat)
Lineage: Eukaryota; Viridiplantae; Streptophyta; Magnoliopsida; Caryophyllales; Amaranthaceae
Exons: 15
Coding region: 117-2648 (843 amino acids)
Biological process (GO): RNA methylation
Molecular function (GO): tRNA (cytidine-N5)-methyltransferase activity; RNA binding
Source: RefSeq, a predicted model, not a curated record